Messenger RNA from Penicillium coprophilum, 195 nucleotides. RefSeq lists its product as uncharacterized. The transcript has a single exon. Bases 1 to 195 code for a protein of 64 amino acids. NCBI's taxonomy places the organism in Eukaryota, Fungi, Ascomycota, Eurotiomycetes, Eurotiales, Aspergillaceae. The record is from RefSeq and is a predicted model, not a curated record.
AUGCAGUGCCAGAUCAUAGCGCCGGGCAUCGGCAUAGGUCUUAAGCGCGUCCAACAUUCUGUUGACGCGAUAUUCAUCCAGAGGUUUUCCUUCCCUCUUGGCAUCAUCCUUGAGCUUUUCUACGGCGCUCGUGGCGAUAGUAUCCGCCAGCUGCCUGACAUGUUCGAAAUUGUCCGGUGGUUCCCGGCCUUCUAA